AUGAGUCAUGAUCUAACAAAUGAGAACACAAGUAAUGGAGGGACUAUCAAUUAUAAUGACGAGAUUUCAACUAUUGGAACAGCCAAUGAAACAAAUAAAAUUGGUAUGUACAUUUGUUCGAAAAAUGGUGUUAAAAAUGUAGAUUUUACAAUCGAUACAGAUGAGUUGAAGAAUGAUUAUUUUUUAGACUCUGAGAAGUCAAUUAAUAUGAUAAGAUGGGCAGAGUUAAAUAAUAUCUAUACAACAGUAGGAGCUUACGGAGGAGUUUCAUGUAUUAUGUUGACCAAAUUAUAUUAUGUUAUUGGAACAAAUAAGGGUUCUGUACUAAUUUUUAAUACUAAUCAAUUUCUUCAAGCGAUAUUAAUACCUAAAUUAUCCAAUGAUUUUUCAGAAGGAUAUUUGAAAUCUCCUGUGAAGAAUUUGACCACAUCUAGUGAUGGAACUCAUUUAUGUGCAUCUUUAAAGACAAAUGAUAUAUUAAUUUGGGAUCUUAAUUUAAAUACAAAUGAGAUGGGAAAUGAUAAUAAAAGUAUUUCAGUGCCCCUUACAGCUAUUUUGCAUAUUACAAACCAUAAAAAUUUUGAAAUUAAUGGAUUAGGGUUUCUUGGUGAAAGGCAUACAGCUAUAAUUGUAAGUGAUAACUCUGGUUCUCUCUAUUAUCAUAGUGGGUACAGAAAUCACUUAUGGAAUCUUAUGUACACAACUAAGAAAGUGCUGACGGUAAAAAAUGAGGAAAGGUUGUUAAAUUCAAAAGUCCCUAUAUUCAGUGACAAUUAUCUGCAGAAAUUACACUGGGUAGCCAUACUUACAACUAAAACAUUCAAAGUUAUAUCGACUCUUCCUCACCUCAAUAUCAUAUAUGUCGAAAACAUCAUUGAUUCCAUUGCCCCAACAUCGUAUAUGAACAAUUGCAUUUCUUGGAGCAAAAGAGGUUCAAAACUGGCAUUUUCGAUUGAGAAUAAAUUAGGAGUCUACUAUUUGUCCAACGAUCCCGUACAUGCUAGGAUAGAGAGUAAUUUUACUAUUACCCAAAAAUGCUUACAACACAUGGAUGAAUCUAUUCUUUCCUUAUAUUGGAUAACUGAAAAUUUAAUUGGCAUUUUAACAAUUUCUCAUCAGUUCAUAAUAUUAAGUUGUGAUGAAAAUAUAAAUUUGAUCUUAAAAUUAGACUUAUUGCCAUAUAAUAUACCGAUUCCUCCUAAUAAACAUUUUGGAAUUAUUGAUAAUCAUGUCUAUAUUUUUGGUAAGUAUUCUUUUAUGCGUGGGAAAUUCAUGACAUGGUCGGAUAUAAUUUUGAAUCCAGUUCAAAAAGGAGAUUAUAUUACAGCAUUGAAAUUCAUUGAAUACUUUUUGAAACCUACAUCAAAUCUUAAUGAGAUAAUUCAACUAAAAUCACUUCCUAUAGAAAGGUAUGAACAAUUUAAACGACCUUUCCAUAAUUUAUCAUUAGCAGCGAUGAGAUUUUUGUUGAAACAAAAGAAGGCAGACUAUGAUAAGAUCUACGAGCUUUUGGUUUUAAUCCUUAGAAAUUUAAAUAGAUUUCCUGAUUCUGAUACUAAACAAAUUCUCGAAAAUUCACUGAUAGAGAAAUCAUUUGAAUUGUUAAAUGGUGAUAAUCCAGAAAUAUUUUUUGAAGUUUUGGUUAAUGUCAUUUCUGAAGGAUAUAUUAAAAAAUUACCUCCAACUGUCUUUAAGGCUAUUUUAAGUCAUUAUGCAAAUUUGGAAAGGAUUGAGUUAAUGGAAAUAUUAAUUGUUACUCUUGAUCCACAGACAUUGGAUAUUGAUUUUGCGGUUAAACUUUGUAAAGAGCACCGACUAUAUAAUGUACUAAUAUAUCUCUGGAAUGUUGUAUUUGCAGAUUUUAUAACACCAUUUGUGUCCUUUAUAGCACAAAUUACAAAAACAAAAAUUGUAAACAAUCUGUUUGAAGGUAUGGGAGAGGCAAGCUUCAUUGGCGUUUAUGAUUUGCUAUCAUCAAUAUAUUGUAAUUCAAGCUCACCCAGCCUAGUUCAUGAAUUAGAACCAAAUAUCAUUUCUAAUGCCAAACUAAAGAUAAACUAUGUCUUUUUUAAUGGAACUUUAGUCACUUGGCCUUAUCAUUCCGGUAAUAAAUUUCAUACAUGUACAGAAGCAGAAGAAGAACCAGUUUAUCCUUAUUUUUCUGUGCUUCUUAAACAUAAUUCUCAAAACCUUUUAAAAAUAAUUGAUAAGAUGUUUGAAGAAGAUGCAUUGUUGAAUGAUGACAUUUUGAGGGAAGAUUCUAAGAAUCAUAAAAUGUGGGUUAAUCGUCAAUACAUAAUGGAUAUGCUUGUAGAUAUAUUGAAUACCGCAAGUUAUCAGGAAUAUUAUAGAUUUCUUGUAAUUUUUUUGGCUAAAAAUAUUACGAAAUAUCCUCAAUAUAUUAAAUUCUCUAAUAAUAUUCUACAAAAUAUAAUUGAUAAGAUUUUUACAAUAGAUGUGGAAAAAAAUGAUGAUCUGGAAUUAUCUUUAGAAUAUUUGCUGUUAGUAUAUGAGCCAACGAAGUUAGACGAUUUUGUUCAUGAAUUGGAAAUUAGACAAUUUUUUAAAGUUUUAUUUCGUUUAUAUCUGAAACUUAAUCGCUAUUCGAACUUAUUACGGUUAGUAUUCUCAACAGCCAAUCCAGAAGAGGAAUUUGAGAUUAAUAUCUCGAAUCUUUUAGGCCUAAUUUUCAACAACACAAAAUCUGAUCCUCUUGAAAAACCAAUCAUAACAAAUUUUAUCAUAGAACAUUUUGAAAAGAUUUUAAACGAGAGUGAUAUAGAUAAUAUAGUUAAGAUUAUUAAUAACUAUAACCCAGAAAUACAUCAAGCUAUUCUAACCAUAUCUUCUGAGGAUUAUCAGCUGCGAUACCUGGAAAAAUUAUUUAAUUUUAAGAGCACUGAUACUUUACCACUUUGCACCUUAAAGAAAAGAUAUGUUAAUUUAAGUUGCAAAUAUAAGAAAGGGGUGCAGCUUGAUUGUUGGCUAAAAUCGGUAGAUUUAACGAAUGUAGAUAUAUCUGCAAUUAUCAAAAAUUUGAAAAUUAAUAAUGAAUAUAAAUCCUUAGCCAUGAUCCACAAAUCUGUUGGUGAUAAUGAGGAGGCUAUUGACUAUACUGUGAUUGCCAUAAAUGCUUUAUUCGAAGAAAGUACUUUUGAAGAAAAGCAAUUACAUGAAUAUAUUGAAUUUGCUACCGGAACUGCAACAUUAGCUAAGAGAGGUCUAAAAGAAGCCUGUUGGUCUAAAAUUAUAACAUGUCUUUUUUCCAUUUAUACAAAGAAUUCAUUGACCGAAACUCAAAUGAUUGUAUGUGGAAAUAUCCUAAAGAACCUUUUUAUUAAACUAGCUCUUGGUCAAGAACCAAAUGGUGAGGAGCAUCUCGAGAGCUUUUGUUCUGUUUUAACUAACGUAUUAGAGAAUCAAGAUGUCCUGAUGAGUAAAAGCCAUGUCAUGAGAAAAUUAUUGCAAAAUGUGUUUACCGCAUUUUACCUAGAGGAGCAAUAUUCCUCUCUUAUUUUUAAGAUUUUGGAUGCAAAUGCUUCAGGGCUUCUGAUAACUUACGGAGAUAAAUUAAUCGAGGGCUGGUCCUGUGAUGUUAUUCAUUGUGAGGUUUGCGGCAAAAAUAUAUGGGGCAAUGGCAUAAGUGAUAUUAUAUACUACAUCUGGGAACAGAAAAGAAGAGAUAAUAAUGUAGAAAUUGGAAAGAAUUAUGAUGAUUUAAAUUUAGUUAUUUUCAGUUGUCAUCACGGAUUUCAUUCAAAGUGCCUUAAAAACUUAGGCCAGAACAACGAAAAAUAUUAUUGUCUCUCAUGCAAUGAUGACAACAAAAAAAUAGAUAGCUCAUUUCUAUAA
Messenger RNA from Tetrapisispora phaffii CBS 4417, 3852 nucleotides. RefSeq names its product CORVET complex membrane-binding subunit VPS8 (gene VPS8). Gene Ontology annotation, biological process: endosomal vesicle fusion; protein targeting to vacuole. Lineage: Eukaryota; Fungi; Ascomycota; Saccharomycetes; Saccharomycetales; Saccharomycetaceae. Gene Ontology annotation, molecular function: protein binding. Bases 1 to 3852 code for a protein of 1283 amino acids. Gene Ontology annotation, cellular component: late endosome; HOPS complex. The transcript has a single exon. The record is from RefSeq and is a predicted model, not a curated record.